GUUUUCUACCUGCUGUGGAUAGAUCUGCAAGAGGCAACUAUGGCCUUAUGGACCAAGUAGCAGCAUUGCAUUGGAUCCAAGAGAACAUAGGCGAAUUCGGAGGAGACGUGGAAAAUGUGACUAUUUUUGGCCAUGGACAUGGAGCUGCUUGUGUUAAUCUUCUCAUGCUGUCCCCAAUGGCUAAAGGUCUCUUCCAUCGAGCAAUAAUGCAAAGUGGAUCUGCACUUUCUCCGUGGGCCAUUGCCAGAGAUUCCAUCACAUACACAUUACACAUUGCUAGAGUACUUGACUGUCCAGCACAGCACAAUACUGCUCUAGUGGAGUGUCUGCGCAAGAGAGAUCUCCAGGAUAUAAUGGAUGUUGAAAUCCAAACUCCUGAUUACUUAUCUUCAUUCGGCCCUACAGUUGAUGGUAUAGUCCUGCCUCAAGAUCCGGCAGAAAUCAUGGAGAAGAAUGCUCAGCUUUUCUCUCAGUAUGAUCUUAUGUUUGGAAACACAAGAGUAGAAUCCUAUUUCCAGUUUUCGGCAAUGGAGGAGAAAUUUGGCAUUGAUAGCGCCAGAAGAGAUCGAGUUUUGAGGACGUUGGUUCGAAAUCUUUUUACAUAUCAUUUACAAGAGAUAUAUCUGACUAUAGUGAAUGAGUACAUGGAUUGGUCCAAACCGUUUCUCCAUCCCACUGAUGUCUUCGAUGGUACUAUAGAUGCUAUCGGCGAUGGCUUGGUCGUGGCCCCCAUCACCCGAGCAGGUUCUUUCCAUAGCGGAGGCAUACAGAAAGAAAACAGCUACUCUUUCUCAUCCUCAUUAUCAACAUCGGGAGUGAAGAAGAGUUAUUUUUAUGUUUUUGGUUAUCAGACGGAGUACGGAGAUUAUUCUUCAAGGCUCGGUUGCGUCACAGGGGAAGAUCUUCCCUACGUGUUCGGUGCUCCCCUUGUAACAUCACUCUCACAUUUUGCCACAAAUUAUACCAAACAAGAGUCAACACUUUCCGAGGUUAUCAUGCUUCAGUGGACCAACUUUGCAAAGUUUGGUGAUCCUAAUAUCAUCGCAUCCGAUGGAGAAGCUCAAAGUGAAAAUUUAAAGGGUCGUUAUAAGAAAAUCACGUGGCACCCCUAUGAACCGGUGCACCAAAAAUAUCUUAGUAUAUAUAUGAAACCUAAAGUCAAAGAUCAUUACCAUGCGCAUCGUCUCUCUUAUUGGCUGAAUCUUAUACCUCGACUUCAUAACUCUGGUGAUGUAAAUGUUUCUGCGCAACACCACCGUCUGCAGGACCACGAUAAUCCACGCAGCUAUGAUGGAAUCGUUCGUCAGCCACCUGGAGGUGGCGAUCCAUUCCCUUCACCAGCACCAUCAUCAUCAGCUAAAGACCAAGAAUUGCUCUCAGAACUGAAGAACGACUCAAAAAGCGAUGUCAACAUAUCACUCAAACUGGACUCUAAAGAAACGGAAAUGAUAUCUAAACUCGAUAAAGGCAACAGUACAAAAUUCCUCAGUGGUCAGAGAGUGUACACUACAGCACUCAUUGUCACGAUAGCAGUUGGUUGCUCUCUCCUUGUGUUAAAUGUUCUCAUCUUUGCUGGAAUUUACUAUCAAAAAGAGAAAGACAACUUGGAGAAGAAACUACAGAAGACAUUUUACCAGGAAAGACGUAGUGAUGACGAAGAAGGCCAUCCUUCAGGAGAGAAGCCAUUCUUGGUAAAAGAUUUAUCAUCAUCAAUGAUGCUCAAUCAGUAUUGUUCUCAACAAGAAUUCGAUGGUAGUCAGACACUGGAUUUAGUCCAGCCAAGUAAGGCUAAGCAGUACCAGCAUCACACUUUACCUUCUGCAAAUAGUUGCGAAUCAUGUGACAGUCAGUUUCAUAUGAGCAGCAGAACGCCACAGGGAGAAAAGGGUGUUAGUGUGAGAGAGGCUCAACCCCUUCUUACACCACCGUCCUCAAAUCCGCACACCAUCACAGCAACGGCAGACUGUUUACAAGGUUGGCAACACGCUCAAGAAAUGUCAGUAUUUGGCAUAGAUGGACAUACAUAAAAAGCUGUAUUUCGCACCAACUAAAUCAUGUUUCCAGAAGAAUGAAAGAAGAUUGCUCGAUACUGCAGGAUAUUUGCCUUGCUGAGUUCAAAGUCUUUUCACAGAAUUCAUAUAAGGCUAUAUAUACACCAAUCUCCCCAUGAAAUAUUUGAUGAACUUUAAUCAACAAUAGGGCCAACUGUACGGAAGAAGUAAAAUAUUUGGACUUAAUCUUCAACCGCCCUCACUAUUGUUUUAGAUAAAUUUUGUGUACUGAAGUGAAAUUUUGAAAUACUCAACUGUGAUGAAUAACAUUGUCAACAUGAAUAAAGUGUGAAAUAUUUUUGCAUUAAAA
Stegodyphus dumicola is the source of this 2361-nucleotide messenger RNA. Its product is annotated as neuroligin-4, Y-linked-like. The record is from RefSeq and is a predicted model, not a curated record. Lineage: Eukaryota; Metazoa; Arthropoda; Arachnida; Araneae; Eresidae.